AUGCUGGGCUGGAUGCUGGGGCGCGGGGACAACGCGCCGGACGCGGUUGACACCGGCGACACGACGCUUCUUGAUCUGCCAGACACCCCCGGGCCCGUUUUUGCUGCCAGAUCCUUCAAAAGUGCUCUCUUUGGCACUCCUAUUCGGGAUGCACAGCGAGCGUCGCGGGACAGGGCCAAAGCAGCAAAAUCGACAACCAUGGCAGCAGACCAUGGCUUAGAUACUCCAUUAAAGCCGCAAGGCAUCCUGCUCACACCUGGUACGGGGACCUCGAGACCGAAACGCGUAUCAUUCAAUCGUGAUCUUGCCACGACGAAAACCAUUUCCCCGAAUGGCGAGGGGGCUGCAGUCAGCAAAAGAACUCGUCUAUCCGAUGUGCUCGACAAGGCGAGGCGCAAAAGCACCACCAACGUUUCCAAGGUGACCGAGCCCCGUAUUAUCAAGGACGAGCCGGAGGAGGACGAAUGGGAGGAGGAUGAACUUGACGAUAAUGGCGAAUAUUACGCGCACGAUACCACAGUGGACUUGAAUGAGCCACACUCCCAAUCAGGCAAAUACUGGAAAGAGGAGUUUGAAAAGUAUCACCGAGAAGCACGAGCGGAGAUGGAGAAGCUCCUCAAGUACAAGAAGCAUCUCAAAUCUUACGCGGAGGAGAAGGACUUGGAAGCUAUCCAUCUUGCUCAGAGACUCAAGGAAGAACAGGAAAAGGUGAUUGCUAUGGAGAAGAGGAUUGCUGAAAACGCAAACCAGAUGGCAUCGAAACAGAAUAGUGCCUCUAGCAGCGAGACAGCAGAGUUAUUAGCAACUCUCACAAAGCAAACAGCCCUUGCGGCCCAAUACCGACAUAGGGUUCAGGAAUUGGAGGCUCAGCUUGAGGAGCUGCACCAAGCGCGAGAAGAGGACGACGAAUCAAGAGAGUGGAGGCGGUUGCAAGGAACGACUUCCCCCAAUACGGCAAGAACUCUGGUCGAGACGCAGCGAGAACUGCGACGGUCUCGAGCGCAACUGAAGGAGUUGGACGCCCUGCGAGACCAAGUGUCCUCUCUCAAGGCUCAGCUAAAAGUUGCUGAACAGCGAAAAGUUGCGGAUCACCCAGUUACCGAUGAAGUUACCGAUACGACAAAGAUGAAGGAGCUGAAGGCCCAACUUAAACAAGCAAGGGAAGAAUCAUCCAGAAAGGACAGUGAACUUGGCCAAUUGAAGAAGGAAUUUGACAUGUUCAAAAAAGAGAGAGAAGCUCAUGAUGCGGAUACCAAGGGCGUCCUUGAGCGUGCUCAAACCAAGAUAACUGAUCUCAAAAAAGAGAUCAAAACUCUGAAAGCUAAGGAUGCCGUUGACGGAGGUCGGUCAAAAGGCCGGAAUUACAAACCUGGCGACAAUAAGCCGGCAAGGGACGACGAAGAUGAGAUAUAUCUACCUAGGUUCUCCGCUACAGCAGAUGACACCCGCAGGAGCAUUGACGUGGCAGAUCUUGAACGGCCCCGACAUCUCUUUGAAGCGGGCAAUGCCAAAUUUCGAACAUUACGAGACAAGUAUCAAACCGAUGCUACGCCGGGCCAGUCUAGGACAGCAGCGAAGUCAAGGGGCACAACUGAGGCCUCGGGCGACCGACUGAUCAACGACAAAUCUAAAUGGCAGCCCUCUGCGUCAAAGGCAUCCCGAGAUAGAGCCUCUGCCAGUGAGGCCGUGCCAAAGCGUAGCCAGCCAGGGAACGACGCAGGAAGCGACAAUAUUGCACUUGCCGGUAUGCCCGCUUUCGCAAAAUCCAUGGCUCAAUCCAAGAAACCGGCAUCCAUCGACGACACGGACGUCGAGAUCGACCUUUUACAGGAUCGCUUUACUCGCCUAGGCAGCGGUGACUCAGGUCAAGAGAGACUGAAGGAAGUGCCCAAGAGCGGCAACGGCAAGGCCUCAUUGCCACCGGAGCGUCGAGCAGCUGCUCUGGCUCGGAUUGAGAAGAGAAUGGCCGAAAAGAGGGCCCAGCGACGAGAUGGAACAGACAAGGAAAAUGUACGGCCAUGAAGAGAUGACGAUGCUCCAUUGUGAGCAAUCUACGAUAAUAGUUGUUUUUGAUUUAGGGAUCAGCGUUGGUGUUAUUCGGCAAAUGGAGGGCGGUUAUCAACAUGUUUUAUUACGAGCGGGACCGAGUGGAAUGCAAGCUGGAAGCUCUUGCUGCUUGGAUGGAUAUUUGGUUUUUUAUUCCUUUUUUGUGUUUUCUUUUUCUUUUGGCUUUUAAUUUUGUUCAUAUACAUACCUAUUUGUAACUAUUGCUAGACAGCGUUGGCGUGUAUCGUAUCAAUCGCGAUAUCACACGGUCUAAUACGGAACGGAUGACGAGAGAUAAUGCAAUACAACUUUUAAACUUUAC
Trichoderma virens Gv29-8 is the source of this 2368-nucleotide messenger RNA. RefSeq lists its product as uncharacterized. The record is from RefSeq and is a predicted model, not a curated record. Lineage: Eukaryota; Fungi; Ascomycota; Sordariomycetes; Hypocreales; Hypocreaceae. The coding region runs from base 1 to 2022 and encodes 673 amino acids. The transcript has 2 exons.